AUGGGAAACUCUAAAGCCUUGAAUGCGAUCUUUAAUGGUGUUGACAAAAACAUGUUCAGACUCAUCAACACAUGUACUGUUGCAAAGGAAGCCUGGGAUAUUCUGAAGACUGCACAUGAAGGAACUGCUAGAGUGAGGAUGUCUAGACUUCAAAUGCUUACCACUCAGUUUGAAAACUUGAGGAUGACAGAAGAAGAGACAAUUUCAGAGUUUCAUAUGCGUGUACGUGAUCUGGCCAACUCAUCCUUUGCCUUGGGAGAACCUAUGUCUGAUGAAAAACUGGUAAGAAAAAUUCUGAGAUCUCUGCCCAAGAAGUUUGCUAUGAAGGUCACUGCAAUUGAGGAAGCUCAAGACAUUGGAAGCAUGAAGGUAGAUGAACUUAUUGGAUCUUUGCAAACUGGAAAUCUCUCUGAAGCUCUGGCUCUUCUUGGAAGGAAGUUCAACAGAGCCUUAAGAAAGAUUGAUAAGAAAUCGAAGACUAAUGUCCAGGACAUGAGGUUCGACAACCCAAGAUCUGCAAAUUUUCAAAGGAAGGCAAGAGAAGAUGAGAAGUCUGAUGAAGACACUGAUGAGGAAGAUGAGAUUACUGCCAACAAAGUUACAGCCUUCUCUGGAACAAUUGAUGAAUCUGAUUCUAGUGAUGAGGAAAUAACUGAUGAAGAAUUGGCUGAAACCUAUAGGUUACUACAUAACAAGUGGAAGGAAGCAUGUGAGCAUGUGAGAGAGCAAGAAAGCGAGAUAAAGCAAUUAACUACUCAAAAUGAGAAGCUAUGUGAGAUUGGCAGGAAACUAAAAGAUGAACUCAAUGACUGGAAGUCAAAGCUUGAAGAUAUUGAUACUCUUGAAAAGGUGAAACUCAUGAAGAUUAAUGCUGAGUUGGAAGAUGAAAUAGCUUCUUUGAAAAACAAGCUUGAAACCACACACAAAUCCCUUAGGAUGCUGAAUAAUGGUUCAGAUAUGCUUGAUGAGAUUCUCAAGGAAACACGCAAACAAGGGAGAAGCUUGAAGGGUAUUGGUUUUGAUUACAAGACUGCUAACAAGGAAGGUCAUAAGAGUCCAAAGAAAUUUGUGAGUGCUGUAAAACAAUCUGAGUUCAAUAAGCCAAUCAUCAAACUGAUGUCAGAUCCGAUGUCUCAGCAUGUGCCUCAACAUGUGACUACUCAGUACAGAAAUGUUAGAAGUGCUCCUUGGAGAUGUCACUACUGUGGAAGAAAUGGUCAUAUAAGGCCUUACUGUUUCAAGUUGUAUGGUUAUCCUCAAAUAUCAAGUCUGCCAAGAAGCUCUGAGAACACUCAAGUGAAAAGAAGAUGGAUACCCAAGGGUGAAGUCUCAAGUCUGAUUGCUCACACUUCUUUUAGAGUCUCAUCAAGGGAAGAUUGGUAUUUUGAUAGUGGUUUCUCGAGACAUAUGACAGGAGACAAGAGCUAUUUGGAAAACAUCAGGGGACACACCAGCAGCUAUGUCACCUUUGGAGAUGGAGCUAAAGGAAAAAUCAAAGGAAUUGGUAGGCUUGUGGGUUAUGAAUCACCUAAUCUAACUGAUGUGUUGCUUGUGAAAGGACUGACAGCCAAUCUAAUCAGCAUAAGCCAACUCUGUGAUAAAGGACUUGAUGUGAAAUUUAGCAAAACAGAAUGUGUUGUCACUAAAGAUGAUGAAGAAGUAGUAAUGAGGGGGGUCAGAUCCAAGGAUAAUUGCUACAUGUGGAUCUCAGAAGAGAAGUCUCAUUUCUCAAGAUGCUUGUUAUCAAAGGAAGAUGAGUUAAAUCUCUGGCAUCAAAGACUGGGCCAUCUUAAUCUCAAGAGUAUGCAGAAAGUCAUCACUGAAGAAGCUAUCAGAGGACUGCCUAAGCUAAAGCUUGGUGAAGGAAGAGUGUGUGGUGAAUGUCAGAUAGGCAAACAAACCAAGAUGUCACACAAGAUGCUCCAGCAUCAGACUACAACAAAGUUACUUGAGCUCUUACACAUGGAUCUCAUGGGCCCUAUGCAGGUUGAAAGUCUAGGAGGAAAGAGGUAUGUAUUUGUUUGUGUUGAUGACUUUUCUAGGUACACCUGGGUGGACUUCAUCAGAGAAAAAUCUGACACAUUUGAGAUCUUCAAGAAUCUUUGUCUAAAACUUCAAAAUGAAAAGGGCAGUGCCAUUGUAAGGAUUAGGAGUGAUCAUGGUAAGGAAUUUGAAAACUCCAAGUUCUCUGAGUUCUGUGGAUCAGAAGGAACAUCAGCUACUCAGUAUGAAUUAUGGAAGGGAAGAAAACCUACAGUAAAGUAUUUUCAUGUGUUUGGAAGUAAGUGUUAUGUACUUGCUGAUCGAGAACAAAGAAGAAAGCUAGAUCCUAAGAGUGAUGUGGGCUUAUUCAUGGGAUAUUCUACUAAUAGUAGUGCUUACAGGGUGUAUAAUCUUCGCACAAAGACCAUGAUGGAAUCAUUCAAUGUGAUUGUAGAUGAUCAGCCAAGUGAAGCACAGGAAAAUGUGUUGGUAGAAGAUGAAGAUGUUACUGAAGGUGCAGAUGUGCCAGCAGAUGACCUGAACAUCGAGCCUGAAUCAUGCGAAACUGUUCAAGAUGAUAAGAUGGCUACUUCUAACAAAGCUCCCUCAAUUAGGAUUCAGAAGAUACAUCCACAAGAAAACAUCAUAGGUGAUCUUCAUGAAGGAGUCAUUACUAGAUCCAGAAACUUCAUUGCUCAUGCUUGCUUCAUAUCCAAACUGGAACCCAAAAAUGUCAAUGAGGCUUUGACUGAUGAAUACUGGAUUAAUGCAAUGCAAGAAGAACUGGACCAGUUCAGAAGUGCUGAUGAUAGAAAAAGUACAUCAGGAGGAUGUUUCUUUCUUGGAAAUAACCUGAUCUCAUGGUUUAGCAAAAAGCAGAAUUGUGUUUCCUUAUCUACAGCAGAAGCUGAAUACAUUGCAGCAGGAAGUAGUUGUACCCAGUUAAUGUGGAUGAAACAAAUGCUCAAGGAAUAUGAUGUUGAACAGGAUGCCAUGGCAUUGUACUGUGACAAUCUCAGUGCUAUUAAUAUUUCCAAAAAUCCAAUUCAGCAUAGCAGGACUAAACACAUUGACAUUCGACAUCAUUUUAUCCGAGAUUUAGUUGAAGACAAGAUAAUCACUUUGGAGCAUGUGACUACUGAGAAGCAGUUGGCUGAUAUUUUCACAAAACCCCUUGAUGCAUGCACAUUUGAGAAGUUAAGAGGAAGUCUUGGAAUUUGCUUAAGUGAAAGCCUAUAG
Messenger RNA from Lotus japonicus, 3222 nucleotides. RefSeq lists its product as uncharacterized. Gene Ontology annotation, molecular function: nucleic acid binding. The record is from RefSeq and is a predicted model, not a curated record. The coding region runs from base 1 to 3222 and encodes 1073 amino acids. NCBI's taxonomy places the organism in Eukaryota, Viridiplantae, Streptophyta, Magnoliopsida, Fabales, Fabaceae. Gene Ontology annotation, biological process: DNA integration. The transcript has 4 exons.